Molecule: messenger RNA, 1745 nt
Organism: Myotis myotis
Lineage: Eukaryota; Metazoa; Chordata; Mammalia; Chiroptera; Vespertilionidae
Gene: ZFTRAF1
Product: cysteine and histidine rich 1
Exons: 4
Coding region: 240-1415 (391 amino acids)
Cellular component (GO): nucleus
Molecular function (GO): zinc ion binding
Source: RefSeq, a predicted model, not a curated record
GGGGCGGUGGCGGCGGUGGGGGAAGGAGCUCGGAGCGAAAACAAAGAUGGCGGCCGCUCCGGGGUCGGUGGCCGCGGCAGCUGCGGGGGGACGUGCGGGCCGGACCCACUGAAGCGGCGGCGCAGGGAGCGGGGCUGCGGGGUCGCGGCGGCAGCGAGAGGGCGGCGGCGGCGCGCGGCGCCACUAACCUCCAGCCUCGGGAGCGCGCCCUCACCAGCCCGCCGGGCCGGCCGGCAGCGAUGUCCGGCACCGAGGAGGCCGGCGGAGGCGGUCCGGCUACGGGUUCCGCCGGCGCCGGGCCUGUCGGGGUCGGGCCCGGGGCGGCCGCAGGGCCGGCGGCUGCGGCAGCGCUGGGUGAGGCGGCAGGGCCCGGGCUCCCGGAGGAAGCUGGCCUGGCCGGCGCCCGGCAGCUGCAGGAGGCGGCGGGCGACCCCGACGCGCCGCCCAAGAAGCGGCUGCGGGCGGCCGAGGCAGCCGAGGCGGCGGCGGGCAGCGGGAAGCUGGAGGAGCGGCUCUACUCGGUUCUGUGCUGCACCGUCUGCCUGGACCUGCCCAAGGCCUCCGUGUACCAGUGUACUAACGGUCACUUGAUGUGCGCUGGCUGUUUUAUCCACCUACUAGCAGAUGCCCGGCUGAAGGAGGAGCAGGCCACGUGCCCCAACUGUCGUUGUGAGAUCAGUAAGAGCCUCUGCUGCCGCAACCUGGCUGUGGAGAAAGCCGUGAGCGAGCUGCCCUCCGAGUGUGGCUUCUGCCUGCGCCAGUUUCCCCGCUCGCUCCUGGAGAGGCACCAGAAGGAGGAGUGCCAGGACAGGGUGACCCAGUGCAAGUACAAGCGAAUUGGCUGCCCGUGGCACGGCCCCUUCCAUGAGCUGACUGUGCACGAGGCUGCCUGUGCCCACCCCACCAAGACGGGCAAUGAGCUGAUGGAGAUCCUGGACGAGAUGGACCAGAGCCACCGCAAGGAGAUGCAGCUCUACAACAGCAUCUUUAGCCUGCUGAGCUUCGAGAAGAUCGGCUACACAGAGGUCCAGUUCCGGCCGUACCGCACGGACGACUUCAUCACGCGCCUGUACUACGAGACACCGCGGUUCACGGUGCUGAACCAGACGUGGGUCCUGAAGGCGCGAGUGAACGACUCAGAGCGCAACCCCAACCUGUCGUGCAAGCGCACGCUGUCCUUCCAGCUGCUCCUCAAGAGCAAGGUCACGGCACCCCUGGAGUGCUCCUUCCUGCUGCUCAAGGGCCCCUAUGACGACGUGAAGAUCAGCCCUGUCAUCUACCACUUUGUCUUCACCAAUGAAAGCAACGAGACGGACUACGUGCCACUGCCCAUCGUGGACUCCGUGGAGUGCAACAAGCUGCUGGCCGCCAAAAACAUCAACCUGCGGCUCUUCCUCUUCCAGAUCCAGAAGUAGGCGCCGCUGCGCUGCCCACACCUGCCUGGCCGCGGCUUUGCAGUGCUGUCUGACCAUUUCGGCAGAGGAGGAACAGACGGGAACACGGGAAAGUCUGCAUGCGUGUGCGAAGGUGUGAGCGCUCACCACCUGGCCCUCUACCUGCCUCCCUGUCCAGGGCAUGGAGGCUGGUUCAGGGACACCGCAAGGCGAGCUCAGCAGACUUGCCGGCCUCUGCCACUCGGCGAAGCGCCCUACCUGCCCUGGGCCGCACACAGCUCCUGGGCCGGGCUCGGGCGCUGGCUUCAGACAGCAUAUCUGAUUGCAAUUAAAAAGGCACCUUGUUUCCUA